Nicotiana tabacum (common tobacco) is the source of this 1035-nucleotide messenger RNA. RefSeq lists its product as uncharacterized. The record is from RefSeq and is a predicted model, not a curated record. NCBI's taxonomy places the organism in Eukaryota, Viridiplantae, Streptophyta, Magnoliopsida, Solanales, Solanaceae.
AUGACAGCAGCAGUUGCAGAAACCUUAAGCCCCAUCUCAACUACAAUCUGCAACCCAAUUAAACCAGCACGAGUUUGCUUUUCAUACGCAGCUUACGCCAAAAAUGUCGUACAACACCUCAAAUCUUCCAACAUAAUCGUCGAAAAAGGACUUUCCGACGUAGAAUUCUCCUCCAUUGAGUCCACUUUCAACUUCAGUUUCCCUCCUGAUCUCCGUUCCAUCCUUCAAGAAGGUCUCCCCACUGGCUCUGGAUUUCCCAACUGGCGAUCCUCGUCACAACAACAACUAGAAAUCCUGAAAAAUCUCCCGAUCUUGAGUUUGUGUAAAGAAGUAAAGAAAAGGAACUUUUGGAUUGAUUCUUGGGGUGAUAGGCCAUUUGAUAAUGAUCAAGCUGUGGAUAUAGCAAAGGAGUUCUUGAAAAAAGCUGCCCCUGUUCUUGUUCCCAUUUAUCAGCAUUUUUAUAUACCGUGUACGCCGUGUUUGGCUGGGAAUCCUGUGUUUUACGUGCAUGAUGGGGAGGUUAAAUUAUGGAGUUUUGAUAUAUCCGGGUUUUUUCAGCAAGUAGAGUUUCAGAGCAAUGGGAUGCUUUUGAGGAGACCAAGUUUGUUUAAUUUGCUGAAUGCACCGGCAUGGGCGGCGACGGAGGCGAGGAAGAUUGAGUUCUGGACGGAUAUGACGGAGAUGGCGGCGGCGCGUGGCGGUGGAAAGCACCGGCGGUGGUGGAGUGAGGAUCUUGAAGGGUAUUUAGAGGAUGUGUUUUUGAGGUUGACCGAAGCGGGGUGGAAAGAAAAGGAUGUUAGAGAGAUGAUGAUGGUGGACGGCGGCGGAGACGGCGGUUCCGGUGGCCGGAGGAGACGCAGUGACGCCGGCGUAUUUGUCGACAAGAAAGGGGUGGAAUCGCACGUGAGGUUAUUGUCAAAGAGGUUAUUACGUGCGGGGUGGAGCACGGAAGAUGUGGUGGACUCUCUAGGGUCUCCAGAGGAAAUAUGUCCAGAGGAGGAUUCUUGCAUUGAUUUUUAUCAUAAUUCAAGCUAA